AUGGCACAAAGAGCGCAGCAGAUCGCAGGCCACCUGAACUAUCCUCAGGGUAUGCUGGCUGGUCAAACUGCCAUCAUCACUGGAUCCGGCCAAGGCAUCGGCGCAGAAGCAGCCCGUCUGUUCGCCAACGAGGGCUGCAAAGUCGUCGUCUGCGACGUUGACAGCGCAAAAGCCUCCGCUGUCGCCGAGAAGAUCAAUUCGGAUUCCCCGAACCGCGCGAUCUCCGUAGCAGGUGAUGUGACCGACGCAAACUACAUCAAUGUCCUGGUUAAGAAGGCCGCCGAGUUUGGCGGAGGGAAGAUCCACUAUAUUGUCAACAACGCUGGCUAUACCUGGGAUGGCGUCGUACACAAGAUCACCGACAAGCAGUGGGACACGAUUCUCGCGGUCCACAACACCGCGCCCUUCAGGCUGAUCAGAGCGGCUGCGCCGUAUUUCCGCGUCAAGGAUGGUGAGCCGAGAGCUAUUGUCAAUGCGAACUAUUCGCUUGCGAAGGCUGGUGUCGUUGGCUUGACGAAGACGAUCGCGAAGGAAUGGGGGCCACAGUUCGGUGUCAGAGUCAACACUGUCGCGUUUGGUCACAUCGAUACGAGACUGACGAGGGCGAAGGAGGCUGGCGCAUUUAUCACGACCCCUGAAGGCCAGCGAGUAGCUCUAGGAAUUCCAAGCGCACAAAUUUCGAGCAGGAAGGGCGAGGAUGCUCAGCCAUACAAGGAUAUUCCGCUAGGUCGACCUGGCACCGCGACCGAGGCAGCGUCGUCCAUCUUGGCCCUGUGCAGUCCUUUGUUCUCAUAUGUCAGCGGACAGACACUGGAGGCAGCACGUCGCCAUCAUGUGAGGCACUUGCACACCAGCCAGCCCAGUGAGGGCUUGGAGAAAAGCCAUGAUAACACCAAAGAUGUGGACGCUGCAAUAAAGCGACGGAAAGGGCCCAAGAAGCAUAGGCCGGCAAAACCUACAGCUUUGGCGACAUCCACCAUUCAGAAUGAUAAGGAGUCGGACGUCCUGGAGCCUGACGGCGCAACAACUGAUCCGGACACCUGGAUCUGUAUGGUCGAGCCAUUCUUGCCUGAACAUCUGCGAUACUCGGGUGGCAGAACGCUUAGUAUCCAAGGCGAUGGACACGCGCUGGUCAAGAUUAUGGAACAAGCUCGAGCUUCUUGUGGGCAAGACUUUGAUCUUCUGAGCCACAUGCUAUUGAUGUACGGACGCGAUCAGGCUGUACUCCAUUUGGUCGAGGUCAUGCUACAGGCCGUGUCCAAUGCUGUCCAGGUACCUACAGCGGCGCCAUCCAAUAUCACUUGGCCAGCCAGUCUGUUCGAAGGAGAUCUUCUAGACGAGAUCAGUCUAUCUGAGGUUGGACCGCCAGCGCAACGCUUCUCGGCAGUGCAGGAACUUUACGAGAGCCAGACAUCUAUGGGACAAGGCUUGCGACCGACAGUAAUGUCGUGUAUUUUGCGCUCUUUGGGGUACAUGGUCAUCGCCUCGGCGAAGUCAUCUACACCAGAACCACAAUCGAUCGUGUCCACGGUCCGUCAAGCCCUAGCUAAAGUCCAUCAUCACAACUUAGUGCCGCCAUCGAUCUAUGAUUAUCGGUUGACACCGCAUUCGGCCACAGUCGGCCGGACCCCAGUGCUCCAUCUGCUCUCGGGCCGUAUUCUGACAGCUCUAUCAGAUGCAGUCUGGAGGUCUUUGCAGAGUGAGACUAUCGCCUCAGCUGUAGCAGAACGUGGCUCUAUUGAGCAAGUCUACAAAGAUCCUCCGGGAGGACGAUUUCGCCUGCGCGUUCGGGAGCUCGGCCCUGAGGUCUGGCUGGAGUUCAUACUCUGGUGUUGCGUGGAGGAAGGAUCUGCUUUCGUUGGAGCUGAGCUCAUCGAAGGGCUAAUGAAAGAACUGGAGGAACCAUGGUUCGCCAUAAAUUGGUCCUCAGGCAAAGACAAACAAACAACGCCACUAAUUGACUGGGACAGAGUGCACGGGCGAACUGGUGGUCCCUUCGGUCGCAUCGAAGGCUAUAGCGCUGAGCAACCCCUUGCUGCUAUACCAAAACACACUGUCAGCACUGAAGUCGUGCUGUCCCUGAUCGAUGCUCAAAUCACUUCAGCUCCGGUGAACUCUCUGUCAGAACCAGAAGGUUUCGCGGAUGUAACACAUCGCAUACAACGUCUGGCAGCUUUUCUGGAGCCGCACGCCUUGCCUGUGGAGUAUUUCGACUAUCUGACCGCCAGGAUGUUGCAGACUGCGGCCGGCGGUCUUGACCAUGAUCCGCAGAUCCUGAGUACGUGGUGCAAGGCGUCUGCUGCAUUUCGCGAUCUUGAGACGUCGACAGACAAAGAGAUUCCGAAGCCCACGUUGAAAUACCACGACAUUACCUCGCAGAGCCUCGCAGGGGUAGGACUCUUGCAUCUACGCCUUGCAGCUUUAUGCAAAGGCAACCUACUGCACGAAAGCAUUGACUGCUUCUCGACGAUUCAAUACGAAGUUGAUCGAAGCAAGGUGCAGAGUCUUCUGGCUUUCGUACAGACUCCGAGAAGAGAUGCGGAUGGGUUCUUCCACAGCCGUCUGCCUGCUGCCCAGGAGGAAUACGUGGGCGCUCAUGGUCAGUUGCCUAAUCACAUGUCCGCUGCCUUCCUUCGAUAUUUGACGCACAACAAGGAGCUGAACCUCGCCGGCUGGAUGAUAUAUUCGGAUGACGUUGAUGGCCCUGUCAUUGCCAAACCUGCUUAUGAGCAGUUCUCGACUGCGGAGGCUCUCGUGACAUUGGCAGACGAGACCAGAGACCUGGCAUUAUUGCAGGAUGUUGCUGAAGCUGGCCAGACUUUCACCCUCAGACCAGGGGUCAAGUUUCUCCGGUCACUUGUCAACGCUCACGUCUCAUUCCACGAUUUCUUCCGCGCCAGGCUAGUCCUGGAAGACCUGAAAGACUGCAUCGCUGGCGGUUUUAGUCCCGACAACGUCGCCAGCCUUGCUGCAACUGUACUCCGUAUCAGUGCGGCUUUGGAGGCAGAUCCACAGUGUGGGCUGGGCCACGCCUUGGGCGAAGCAGUGGCGUUGCUCCGCAACGUCUUGAGAGGUGAUUACGAUGGCACAAAGGGAGACUUCUAUCGCAUGCAGCUGUCAUUGCUGCGCAGGCAAGUUGGGUACCUUCUCCGCAUUUUUCAGAAUCUUCCCAAUCACCACCUCCAAAACGCGGCAUUGGUUUACCAGCCGAGGUAUUCGACUGGCAAUGCGGCCUCUCUGGCCACUAAUACUUUCGAUAUAUUACUUUCUGGUAUUGUCGAUGCAUAUGGCGCCAGCGAGGGCACGCGAGUAUGGCAAAUCUUCUGUACGGAUCCACGGUCUUCGACCAGAGAUUCGACACAGCAUGAAAAUCUCGAGCUCUUCCUAUCAGACGUUGACGAAUCAACUGAUUACACCAACGAAUAUGAGACAAUUACCUAUGAGGAACGUUCUGCUAGCGAUCAUGCAAGUGAGGGGGCGCUGGAAGCAGACCAUCAGGCAAAACUGCAACCGGAACAACCUCAUGACAACAUCAGCAUAGCCUCUGCCAACAACGACGUCCCACAUCGAGAUACUUCGCUAGAGUCACCCGGAUCAGAACUCUACUUCUCAGCGGAUAUGGAUGCUUUCGACUUCACCAAGAAGCAGACUGUUCACCGGCAGGAAUUCGCGAGCAAAUUAGCGGAUGAUGGACCCGAGAACGUGGCCGAUGAUAAUCACACGCACGUUUUGGACGCGACGAUCGAAUUUAAUCCAGCUGUCAGGCCAACUUUGACGACUUUGCGUUUGAUCACAAAGAAAGCGCUUGCCGAGGGCAAUUCGCCCACUACAGACGAGAUCAUGCAGUGGGCAGCGUCUUACAUGCGGCAGAUCGGCAGGUCUGAUGCAGAAACGGAACUAGGAGACAUUGCAGAUGUUCCACAGUACGUGAGAGACAAAAUGUCCUCAGCGGAAGCCGCUGAUGAUGUCGUUUGGCAGCCCCUCCGCGAAGAGGAUUCUGCCAAGAUCAGAAAGCAUCUUGUCGAAGGGCAGACAUUUGACUUCACUCCUGAGAACAGACAGCGGCUUUGGCAGAAGUUGUUUCCCAGCGCAGAGUAG
Molecule: messenger RNA, 4098 nt
Organism: Cyphellophora attinorum
Lineage: Eukaryota; Fungi; Ascomycota; Eurotiomycetes; Chaetothyriales; Cyphellophoraceae
Product: putative oxido
Exons: 5
Coding region: 1-4098 (1365 amino acids)
Molecular function (GO): oxidoreductase activity, acting on the CH-OH group of donors, NAD or NADP as acceptor
Source: RefSeq, a predicted model, not a curated record